GACUCUACAUCCUCAACAGGAAACGGCGGUAGCGUCCCUGGAGAUAUUGUUUGUGUUGUAACUUUCUCAUUUUGUUUUUCCGUUUGGAUCUAUUAUGCGUGUCUUAAUUACCUGAAAAGCUACUCGGCUCUGCCAGAAGCGCUAAUGAGAUAUUAUUUGAAUUUUGGAAGGAAACAUGACUGCAGCUGCCCUCAUUGGAGACCAGCUGAUCCUCGAGGAAGACUACGAUGAGAACUACAUUCCCUCUGAACAAGAGAUCCAAGAAUAUGCAAGAGAGAUCGGUAUCGACCCUGACAAUGAGCCAGAACUGCUGUGGCUGGCCAAGGAGGGUAUUGUUGCGCCGCUACCCCCAGAGUGGAAGCCCUGCCAAGAUGUGACAGGGGACAUCUACUACUUCAACUUCUCCUCGGGCCAGUCCACCUGGGAUCACCCUUGUGACGAGCACUACCGCAACCUCGUGAGCGAGGAGCGCAAGCGCGCCCAGCUCACAGGCACUGCUGGGGGCGCAGGUGCCAAGAAAGACAAGAAGAAGAAGAAAGAAAAGAAGGAGAAGAAGGAGAAGAAGAAGAAGGAGCUUCUAAAAACUCCAGCGGCACUGAGCUCUUCUUUAGGACCUUUGACAGCCCCACUUGCCAACUUGGCUCCACUGAGAGGUCUGGAUGCCCCAGGGCAAGCCCCUCACUCUGGGUCUGCUCCUCCUCUCCGGGGUUCCCUCGGCAGCUCCUGGGGGUUGGAUCCCCUCAAAACAUCCCUUCGGGGUCCUCGAAGAAGUGAGACAUCCAGCGUUUUAGGCAUAAGGCAAGAGGAGAGGGUGUCUCUGACUCUGCCUGGUUUUGAUGAUAAGGAUGAAGACAACGACGAGGAUAAAAUUUCCGAAGAUGAGAAAAGUGAUUGUGGUUCAGACAGGCUCCUGAAAAACCUCCACUUAGACCUGGAUGCCCUUGGCGGAGGUCUGCAAUAUGAGGACAGUGAAGCUAGCGGUGCAGCUCCAGGCGAUGAGAAAACAGAGCCAGAGUUGCAGGAUUUGGGUCUAUCCGGAGACCGUAGUCCUGAACCGCCCUCCCAACAGGACUCGUUGAAAGGUCGCCCCAAAGCGGGCGGCAAAAGCCAAGUCAGCGAGGAAAGAGCCGGCGCUGGUGACCCUGAAUCUGAACGCUCUGACCAGCCCAAGGAGGAAGUAGCGGAGGAGUCAAGUGAGGAGGAGGGAAGAGAAAUAGAAGAAGCUGGAAGAGGAGAGAGAGUAGAGGAGGCGGGCAGGGAGGCAACAGAGGGAGACGGAAACGAGCUGCUAGGUGGAGAGGAAGCAGACGAGGAAGACAAUGUGAGCCGAGAGCUAAGGGAGGAAGAUCCCAGCGAAAGUGAAGCGGCCAAAGAGACUAGAAAAGAAGAGGAGGUAGAGCACGAUGAGGUUGAGGAGGAGUGCUUUCUUGGUGAAGAUGUGGAACAGAGUGAAGAGAAAAGCGAGGUAUCACAAAGUACAGGGGACCGCGAUAGAAAGAAAAGCGAUGAGCAGAAGGAAGAUGACAGUGACGGAGAGGUAGAAAGAUUUGUAGAAAGUCGGGGGGAUGAGAGCAGAGGCAGAGGAGGGGCAGUGGAGGGAAGUGAAUUUAGGGGGACCGAGAUGGAGAAGAAAAAAGAGGAGGAUAAUGUCAAUCAAGGGAAAUCUGAGGAUGACGUUGUGGAACAUAGCUUCGAAAGUGAUGGAGGGAGUGAGGAGGAGGAGGAGGAUGAGCAACUUGUUCAAUGGUCUGAUAAAGCUACGGAACGACAGAAUGGAAGUGAGAAGGGCGAGGGAGAACUAGGCAUCAGAAGAUGGCCGGACGCGGACGAGGGUGUUAAAAGCGAUGAAAUCCUGGAGAGAUGCUCCAUCAGUCACAGGAUGCCGACGGAGAGUCAGGAGGAGGUGCUCGAGAGAUUUGUGCAGAGUGGAGGAGAAGAAACCUUGAAAGAGGGAUUGGAGAUAGAGAAUGACUCGGAUGGCCAGGAUCUGGAGGGAGCGUCGGAGGGCGAGGACGAAGUCGUGGAGGUUUUUGAAACAACGCCUUCUAGAGUCCCGCCCGACGAGCCGAUCGAGCAGAAGCUCGAAUGCCAAAAGAGUGAAAGUCUUUCCCUUUCUGCAAAGGAGUCCGAAGCCAGUAUAAAGAUAGAGCAGGCCCAUUCUUCUGUAGAUGGCAAGCUGUCGCAGAAGGUUUUAGACAUUGACGACCUGUCGGGGACUGUCAGUCCUCUGGAGAAAGACAACAUAGAGGGAACGGAGGAAGAAAAGGAAGAGGAGAGGAAUGACGGUGGUGCAAAGGCGAAUGAGAGACUGUUGGUGGCUAAAGAUGAAGACAGUCCUCCUCUACAUACGGUUGACCGGCUUGUCCUCCACCAGUCCAGCCCGUCGCCCUCCCCCUCUAUCUCAUCCCUCUCUGAACAAAGAGCAGUGUCCAAAAAUCAUCAGAAAGCUCAAAACCUUGAGAUAUCCCUUGGUAUCCAGAGGCCUGAGACCUCCAGGGGUCGGCUGCUCCGGACUCUGGACGCUCACCUCGAAGACACGGAGCAGGCCUUAACAAAAACGGAAUUCCUUCUAGAGGAAGGGCCGAACUGGAGAAUCCGGAAAGAGAAGGAAGAAGAAGAGGUUGUAUGGAGGACAGAGGGAGGGGACGGGAGAGGCAGGCAAAGAGUGGCGAAGGAGGAAUGGGGAAAGAUGGAGGCCGAACAAGAGCUCGAGGAGGAGAGGGAGCGUAUGACGAAAGAAAAGGAGAAGAGGCUGCGUCUCCUGCAGGAGGAGCUGAGAAGAGACGAGGAGGAAGAGGAAAAAAAGCUGAGGCAGGAAAGUGAGGAAAGACUUAGGGUUCUAAAGGAGCAUCUCCUGUCUCAGAGGAAAGAGGAGGAGGCAAGGCUGAGCGAGGAGUCCAAUGGAGCGCUGAAGGGACUCAGAGAGUCUGUCAAGAGGGAAACGGAGGAGCAGCAAUACAAGCUUAGGGAGGAGAGUGAGGUUAUGCUGAAGGAGUUCCGCCUCAGUCUGGAGGAGGAACAGGCAGCCACACGGGACAGAUUGGAGGCCCAAAAGAAGCAGGAUAUUGAACGCCUGAAGGCACAAUUGGAGGAAGAGCUCCAAGUCGAGAAGAGGAGACUCGAGAGGGAGACAGAGGAGAAACUGAGCUCUGUGAAACAGGAGGUCAAGAGCACAGAGAGGAGGAGGGAGUUGAUUAUGAGCCCACGGCCUGAACAGCAGCUGGCAGAGUACCACAGAGAGCUGACCGAGGUGCUGCAAGAGGUGCGAGACGAAGUGCAGCGCGACCACGAGAGGAAGCUGGAGGAGAUGAGGGACGAGCACAGGAGGGAAAUAAACGGCAUCAGAGAGAAACACCUCGAUGCGGAGACGGCGAUGAGAGGACGCCUGCUGUCCACGCUUCAAGAGGAGCGAACAUGUCUCCAGGCCUCACACGCUGUCCAGCUAGAGAAACUCCGCUUGCAGCUCGACGCACAGAACCAGAAGACCCAGCUGGCAUUCUCGCGAAAGCAGUCGGAACUCAAUACUCUAUCGGAUGAGCUGGAGCUUAGAAUGAAAGAGCUAAAGAAUCAGGAGGCCAUGCUACAAGCCAAGGCUGCAGAUCUGAAGAGGAAGAGAAAGAAGCUCGGCGAAGAAGAGGAAGAAGUAGACAGACAGAUAGAGACUUUACCUCGACUCACCCAAGACAGAGACCGCCUAAAAGAGGAGCUGCAGAGGACCAGAGAGGAGACGAUUCGAGCCAGAGAACUCAUCCACAGAGCCAGGGAGGAGAGGAACGAGGCCAAGGAGAAGGAAGGGAGACUGAGGGAGGAGAGAGACCAAGCCAGGGAGGAAAGCAGGAGAGCCAAGGAGGACAAGGAGCGACUGGAGAGCAAGGUGGUGCUACUGCAGGAGAGAUGCAGCCGUCUGAGCCACAAAGCCAGUGAGUCGGAACGAGCUGAAGGAGGGAGAGCGUCUCCUAAAACAGAGCUGCACAAAAAGAAGACAGAAAAAGCAACAGUGCCCUCAGGUGACGGGAUCGACUCAUCGCUUCACAUGGAUGACCUGGAUGACCCACCGACCAACUCCCCAGUACCCGACAGCCAGAGCAGCAUGGACGAGUUCCGGCGGUACAUCUCCUCACACGGCGCGUCCAUCCAGAAAACCAAGCUCUUCCUGGAGAGGGAGAGCAGCCGGCUGACGCAGAGGCAGGCCACCCUGCAGGCGGCCCAGAGCAGCUCGUCUCAGGCAGCAGAGACGAUGACGACCAUUCAGCAGGAGGCCAGAGACGUGGCAGAGCUGCAGAGGACGGUCCAGAGAGGAAACUCCCUGCUGAGGAGGAAAGAGGAGCAGCUUCAGCAGCUCCAGAGCUCACUGGCUGACGAGCCGCUAUUUGGGGAUUUCUCCCAGCUAGCUGGAGGAAGGAAGGUGACCUUUGAUGUGACGGAGUCUGACCUGAGCAGCACAGUGGAGCCAGCGGACGGGACGGGAGCUCACCCCACCGUUCCAGCCAAAGUCCAGGAACUGGCCGACUCCCUGCAGCAGAUCUCGGGCCAGCUCAACAGCGUCCUGGGCGCGCUGGGCUCACUGGCCCAGUCGCAGAGUGCCACGCCCUACACGCCCCAGUCGCAGAGUGCCACGCCCUACACGCCUUACACGGCCUUCCCUCCGCCUCGGUCUCCCAUGUCUGCCCCUUUCAUUCCCCAGACGCACGGCUCCUCCGAGCCCCUGUGGAGCGGGGCCCUUCAGAGCAGCUCUGCCGGCGCCCCCCUCUUCAGCACCCCCAUCAGCAGCGGCCUCCGAACCUCAGAGGACCUCAUUAACAGCAGAUGGAGCCAAAUAUUCCCCGGAGCAGCUACAGACCAUUCCAGCAAUGCAAGAACCGCCACGGUUUACCCGCCCUACGCCCCAGUCAGUGAGCUUGCCCGAAGCCUGCGCUCCACGCAGAGGUCAGCGGAAACGGACGGCCAGAGACUGCAGGGGCUGAUCGACGGCAACAAGAAGUGGCUGGAGAUGCGGAAGAAAGACACGAGCAUACCCCUGUUUACACGAUAUCAGGCUCCUUCCACCAAGAGCAGCCUUGUCCAGCUGGGCCUGGAUGAUAACAACCAGAUUAGGGUCUAUCAUUACUGA
Molecule: messenger RNA, 5110 nt
Organism: Menidia menidia (Atlantic silverside)
Lineage: Eukaryota; Metazoa; Chordata; Actinopteri; Atheriniformes; Atherinopsidae
Source: the annotation of a GenBank genome assembly